UUCUUGCAGAAUCGUGACAAAAAUAACUUUGUCCUCAGAGCUGAUCACGUUGUUCCAAACGCCUUAGAGACGUUUCCGCCUCCUUCUCUGUUUUGCAAUUGCGGAAAGGAACUUUGACUCGACUGCAGUCGUUUAGAAAUAUAUAUUUUAAAACAACGUCAAACUCUGAACUCUGGACCCUUUUCGCUGUCCGUCUUUGCACGUGAACGCGUUUCGACAGCGGCCCCCGCGUUGACGCUGCGCGUUCGCUCCUCUCUGCUCCUGGCGCGCGACAAUGAGCGACCAGAGGAGAAAGGCGUUCAAAACCGCGCUGCAGAUGUCGAGUCAACUUCUGUGGGUGAUGGGGUUGGUGGUGGGCUUGGGUGGAGUCUAUUUGCUGAUGAAAUACAGUCAGGGCAGCUUGUUCUUUUCGAACACCUACAUCACGAUGCCGGCCAUCCUUGCUCUCGGAAGUGCUGCCGUCCUGUUGGUCGAUGGAUUCCUCGGUUCGUGUCUGAGCAUCAAGGAAUCCACGUUCCUGCAGGGCCUGUUUGUUUAUCUUCUAGUUGUGGUCUUUUGUCUGCAAAGUUCGGCUUCAGCAUUGGCUUAUUUCUACUCUGUGAAGCUGGACUCAGAGAUGGCUCCCCUUAGUGGACUGUUUCAUAAUUACACAGGCAGGAGCCUUGACCGGGUCUCUCAGGCUGUGGAUGCUACUCAACAGCAGUUGCACUGUUGUGGUGUCCAUAACUACACGGACUGGCAUGAAACCCCGUGGUUCAACCGCACGGGUGGACUCUUUGUUCCGCACAGCUGCUGCAACUCUACAUUCCCCCACUGCAAUGGCUCUGUGGACCAGCCGUGGCAGCUUUACACUCAGGGCUGCCAGGUGAGGCUGGAGGCAUCUUUUCAGUUUGUGCUGAGUUUUAUCUUCUGGUGCGGCCCAGUCCUUUUUCUGGUGGAGGUUGUUAAUUUCCUGGUGGUGGCACAGCUGAUGAGGGACCAAACAUUUAUAGAAUAUCACAUACUGCACAAAAACUGAAGACACUAUACUUAUGGCACGUUUCCACUGGCUCGGCUUGACUCGCUUUGCCUCGGCAGGGCCCGAUCAGUUCAGCUUCUGCUAAUUAAUGGGUACAGGUUUACUUCAGUAUACCACAAGUGGUGGGGAUUUUCUAUGCAAAUCAAUUGUCUUGUUGAGUGUUGGUGAUAAGCACAUUAUGCACUAAAUCUGGUACUUUGGGGCCGUUUCCUGCGCGUUAGCUGUUAUGGAAAAUAGUUGUUCUUUUUUUGCAUGUCUUUUACUUCACUUUACUGGAUUGAAUUUUGAAUGAAUCAACAUGUAUUCUCACUGUAGCAGAAAAAAAGGUUAACUUGCAGUUUACUACCAUUCAGAUGGCUUGCGGUUAGUCGUGUGGAGUACGAGUAUAAAUAUGAACAAAUAUGGAUAAAUGGUUCUUGCUUC
Messenger RNA from Solea senegalensis (Senegalese sole), 1441 nucleotides. RefSeq names its product tetraspanin 37 (gene tspan37). NCBI's taxonomy places the organism in Eukaryota, Metazoa, Chordata, Actinopteri, Pleuronectiformes, Soleidae. Gene Ontology annotation, cellular component: membrane. Bases 275 to 1018 code for a protein of 247 amino acids. The record is from RefSeq and is a predicted model, not a curated record. The transcript has 7 exons.